Messenger RNA from Trematomus bernacchii (emerald rockcod), 3972 nucleotides. It is a transcript of the gene klf5a, whose product is annotated as Kruppel-like factor 5a. Bases 177 to 1682 code for a protein of 501 amino acids. The record is from RefSeq and is a predicted model, not a curated record. Gene Ontology annotation, biological process: regulation of transcription by RNA polymerase II. The transcript is spliced from 4 exons. Lineage: Eukaryota; Metazoa; Chordata; Actinopteri; Perciformes; Nototheniidae. Gene Ontology annotation, molecular function: RNA polymerase II cis-regulatory region sequence-specific DNA binding; DNA-binding transcription factor activity, RNA polymerase II-specific.
GUCUGUGGGCCGGUGGAGGGAUGAAACAAGUGAAGGGGAUGUAGCAGACAGGCUCACAUUAUUAACUCCACCUCACGCUCUCCACCUCGUCGGCUCUACUCCUCUCACUCCGCUGUAGCAUCCUCCUUUUAGCAGAAAAGGACGAGCGAUCCUUAGCGGCGCUGCACCCGAGCUUCAUGGCCGCGACCCUGGCGAUGAGCGGCGGCGGGCAGGAGGACCCCUUCUACCCGCUGCAGAAGGCGGCUCUGCCCGCAGGAUUCCCCCUGGAGGACUCGCUGAUGUUCGGCUUGGACUGCAAGAUCACAGAAACAGACAAGACUGGACACAAUGACUACGCACAGGCAAAGUUUGAGAUGGACAGGUACCUCUCCCCUCAGUCUCUACCACUUCAACCUCACUCAGAAAGCCAGCAGAAGAAUCAGAGAGACUGUGUGUCCGCGCUGGAUCAGUUCUUCACUGACAACCAUACAGGGGCUCCCUACACCCUCAACAUGAAUCUUUACCUCCCCGACGCCGCCUACCUGAGGAUGGGCUUGUGUCAGCAGGUGCGGCCGCCUCAGCAGCAGAACCACACAGGUCUCUCCCAAAUAAAAACAGAAAAUGCCUCCCCGUGUUUCUCCCCCAACAUCCAGCUGCACUGCCCCAACACAACGCCCACCAGUAGCUGCAGCAUUGCCAUGGAAACCUCAGCCAUAAACAUGACGCUAACAGGGUUACCGAACUUCACCAGUGUUUUUAACCAUGCGGGAGGCGGCCGCGGUGACGAGUCAGUGCCAGAAGUGUUCAUCAAACAGGAAAUGUCACCGCAGUUUGAACAGCACGCUCUCCACCACCAUGACAACAGCGGCUCACUGUUUCAGCUACUGAACUCCGGCUUGGACCAUCACCAUGGCAAUGGUAUGGAGGCUCAGCAUCAUCAUCACCACCAUCAUCAUCAGCAGAUACAGCACACUUCCACAAUCCACACACCUUUCCAUGACAUGCCGGUAGCUUCUUCUGCGUCUCAACAAGAGCAGACAGCCAAGCCUGGCAGGUACUGCGGCCUGGGUGGCCGGGGGUACACACACCCCCACGCUGAGGCCCACCCCCACUUCCUCCAGCACCAGACGCCCUACCUGCCGCCCUCUCCCCCGAGCUCGGAGCCCGGCAGCCCUGACAGGCAGAAGGAGCUGCUCCACACCAUGUCCCCUCCUCCCUCAUAUGCAGCCACCAUCGCCUCCAAGUUGGCAGGCAGCACCCCUGGGAUCGGCCCCGGACCAGGACCAGGCAGCUUAGCCCUCCCCCUCACCACAGCUCCCACUCCGUCCCCAGGCCAAGCUUCAGGCGUUCCCCAAGCACCUGCAACAACCCCAACUCCAGCCCAGAACACCAUGUCUGCCCGCUACAACCGGAGGAACAACCCCGAUUUGGAGAAACGACGGAUCCAUCACUGUGAUUACCCAGGCUGCAAGAAGGUCUACACCAAGUCGUCCCAUCUGAAAGCCCACCUCAGGACCCACACGGGUGAGAAGCCGUACCGGUGCACGUGGGACAGCUGCGACUGGAGAUUCGCCCGAUCCGACGAGCUGACGCGCCAUUUCCGGAAGCACACGGGCGCCAAACCCUUCCAGUGCGCCAUCUGCUCACGCUCCUUCUCCCGAUCCGACCACCUCGCUCUGCACAUGAAAAGACACCAGAACUAGCAGCGUUUGCACACACACACACACACUACAAACACACAAGCACUAUGUUGACACACACAAAGCACUCACUUCAUCUUCCACAACGUUACAAGCUGCCUGAUGACACCACAGCUGCUCCUGGUGCUGCUAUCCUGUGCUGAAACCGUACGAUAGCCUAACAAACAUGUUGCUUUUUAAACGCGAGUGGGACGAAUCGGAGGUUGUAAGGUAGAACAAUAAUUGCCAGAUGUAGUUCCUGGUCCCUUAACCUCCAGAUAUACUUAGUAUAGAUUUCUUUGGACAAACACAGAGAAGAAAAAUUAUAACAAAAAGAAAAUGGUAGCUCCAAAAUGUGUCUCCAGUCCAAUUGGAGUCUUUCGUGUGACUGGAAUGAAAGCACUUACCGCUCAACAUUUGUACAUCUUUUAUCCUUACAUAAACAGGAGAAGCUUUUUUUUUUGUUGCAAAACUAGUCAAACCACAUUUUUUUUGCUCCAUGGUUUGUUAGUUUGCUCAUAUAACUGGAACAUCCAGGUUUUAGUUUUUACCAAAUCCUUCGGUUUGCACUAGAAAUCUUAAAUCUGAGCCUUUUUUGGCUCAUGCAUCUCAUUCACCACUGGAAAGAUCCUUAUCACUACUGGACUGAAUAUUUGUGAACGCCACAGAAACCUUUGCUGUUCAGAUAUUAAAAAUUGAAGGCAUUUAUACUCUGGAGAGGGAAGAUAGUGCAGGAAAAAACAAGGGAGGGGUGGAGAUGAAGAGAUAGAAAGAUUUUAGUUUUUAUAGAGAGGAGAUGUGAGGACAGCGGAGAAACAGAGGAAGGUGGAUGGAUGGUAAAGAGCAGCAAUUAGGUGAUACAUUAUUCAUGAUGUCUUCUGAUGGAUUUCCAACCAGAGAAAUGUAAGCAGAACCCGUAGACAUAUCUGAGAAUUAAUUCAGUUAAAACUGAAUUUGACUUUAUUUUGAUGCACAAGCUUGAAUUAAGCGUCUUCAAAAUACAAUUACCCGUACAUUUAUCUCAUCCAGCCUUUUUACGUUCAACGUUUUAACCAAAGUAUGAUCUUCAUCCUCAACACCUUAUAAAGUGCCUCCUUCUCUGAUUUGUAUGUGUUUUUGUUAAGUGGUAGCAGAGCUGUGAUCAAUGUAGAAAGUCCUUUUAAACACACUUGGUGCUGUUUUUAUUUCUUAAUCUAUUGAAAGCUCUAAAAAAAGUGAAUUAUUUUUAAAUGACAGGUUUACCCAUCAUUCGUUGUGAUUUAACAGAUUGGCUCAGGCCACUUUACGGACAUCCUGAUGUUGAUUUUUUUUUAAUGAAUUGACAGUCUGACUCUGUACACAAUUAAUUGCAUUGAGGUUCUAUCAGUCAAUCAAACACGGACAUAUGUUUUGUUAAAGGAGAAGUUCACAAUAUUUAAAGUCUUUCUUGAAACAACAAUGUCCGUAUAUUGCAAGAGUUGUUGCUGCAAGUGUUCCUGCAGCUAGCCCCAAUCAAAACAUGUUCAAUGUCAAUGAUGGGGAAACAAAUAACAGUAUAUGUGAAACAACAUGAUUAUAUUAGGCUUCUAAUUUCAAAAUAAUCAGGGCAAAAUAAUCAAAAACACUAACUUUGUAAGAUACCCAGCUGAUUUUGAUUUAUUUUUUUAACUCAAAGAGACUUUGGUUAAACUUAAGAAGAUAUUAAUUUUUUCACCAAAAAAGGAUUUUGUUCCCCAUCGCUUUCAUUGAAAUUGCUUUAGGGAAAUGUCAAGUCACAGUGACUAUAAUGGACUAUUUUAAUUGACAUAUGGACAUGAGAGUAUUUUUAAAGACAGAACAAAUGUGAACCUUUCAACAUACGCUUGUCCGCUUUGAUUGUAUGAUUCAGCCUGCACCUAUAACUGUAUUUGUUCAUUCACUGCAGGUAGCAUAAAUAUGAUAUAGCACUGUAAUGUAUCAUGGUAAAUCUGACUAUUUAUUUGUGUAGAAGUGGGGGUUGUAUCAGAUCAACCGUCUUUCUCCCCAGGAAAAAUGCCUUAAUGUAAAUAUAUGCACUGUAAAUAAGUAUUGAUCUUUUUUUUUUUUUUUAAGUUUCCCUUUUUUGUCAUUGUUUUGUAAACAAAAGGGCAAAAAGAGGAAAAUGCCCUGCAUCCAAAAAUAUUUGAGCCUGUUUUUUAUUUUUUUUAUUUUGAUGCCAUUGUUUUAUAUAUUGUCCUUCCAGCAACUUAUUUUGUAGAUUUGUUUUCUUCCUAGGUAAACGUUCCAAAGACAAAAGUUGUUUUUUCUUCAACUGAGUGAAACCGAUCCUAAUAAAGUCAACUGACACUUUUACAGA